GCUAAAUGUCCUUUUCGGUAUUUAUGCACAUAUCGAUAUUUUGGAUCGGCCAAUCAAAUUUGCCGUUGUAUACAUGAUACAGGUGUAAACAAAUUGUUGGCAACGAGCACUAUGCCAGCGCAGAAGAAAUAUUCGGGUAUCCAUGAAGCAGUUGCUUCAGGCGAUGUCAAUGCUUUGGAAACGAUGGUUAAAAGUGGAGCCAGUAUAAAUGAAGUGGAUGAUCGAGACAAGUUCACACCUCUACACUCUGCCUGUAAUGUUGGAGCCCUAGAGUGCCUACAUUGGUUGUUGUGGCAUGGAGCAGAUACCACAGUUACCACACCUAAAGGCUGGACCCCGGCUCAUAUUGCAGCAAUCAGAGGACAAGAUGCAUGUCUACAGGGUUUAGCAAACAAUGGCGUGAAUCUCAGUGCCAAGGAUCAUCGAGGGAGUUCACCAGGUCAUCUGGCCGCUGCACACGGCAACUCAUUUACACUGAAUACUAUUCUCCGAGCGGGAACAGGAUUUUUGAAUCAAGAUGGAGAAAAGGAUAUUAAUUCUACAGAUAAAAAUGGCUGGACCCCAGUUCACGCAGCUUGUUAUCAUGGGAGGCUCGGAUGUUUGCAGUUACUAAAUAAAUGGGGAGCCAGCAUCGAUGAAGUGGAUAAUAUUGGGAAUACCCCGGCUCACUAUGCUGCGGCUGAGGGACACCUGCCGUGCCUUAAGUUCCUUGUCAGUAUGGGUAUAAGUGCUACACAUAUCCUCGGAGCCCGCAACGAUCAGGGUGAAACCCCGAAAGAUCUGGCCCAUCAAUUUUACAAGGAUAAUGUCAUAGAGUAUAUUAAUGGAAUAGAAUGGGAGAGGGACCAUCCUGAAGAGGCAGAAAACCUGGCAUUCCCUGCCCAUGUUGCAGCAUUUAGUGGAGAUUUAGACCAUCUUAGAAUGUUGGUGGAGAAUGGAGUGGUCAACAUCAAUGAGAGGGAUGAUAAAGGUUCAACACCAGCUCAUAAAGCCGCAGGUCAAGGUCAUGUUCAUGUUUUACAAUGGCUGAUAGAGAUGGGAGCAAAUAUGUCAAUAACCAAUCAAGCAGGAGAAACACCAAGGGAUGUUGCCCGGCGAUUCUCUAAGCUUGCUUGUGUCAAAUUGCUGGGCCGGGAUCCAUACUUGAGAGGAGAGCAGGAGGAAGCUGAUGACCUGGGUUAUCCUGCUCUUUUGGCAGCAUUUUCUGGUGACCUAGAACAUUUAAAGAGUCUUAUAGAAAAAGGGGUUAGCAAUAUAAAUGAACAGGAUGAAAAGGGAUCCACAGCUGCUCAUAAAGCUGCAGCACAAGGACAUGUUCAUAUUCUACAAUAUUUGAGGGAGGCCGGGGCAGAUAUCAACUUGCGGAACUCCCAGGGUAAAACUCCCCUUAAUGUAGCACAAAAAUAUGGCAAUAGAACUUGUGUGAAAGUACUUGGAGGGAACCCAGAUGAUCUAGCACAUCUAGAGGAUUGGUCUGACGAUGAAGCCCUCGGGACUGAGGGCAAUACUGACGGGGCUUCACUUACUCUCACUGCCAAACAAAAGAAAGAAUCUAGAGGUCGUGCAAGACGGAAAGUUGAAGAUCUAGAGAGACUUCUUGAGAUUGCCAAGAGGAACUACACUCAGCUUGGAGGAACAUUACCAGAAGAUAGGAAAAGAUUGCAAACAAUCCGUGAUAAAGACAAGACAAUCAAUGAAUUAGAGGCCCAGUUAGAUUAUGAGAGGUUGAGGAGGGAAAAGUUGGAGGCUCAACUUGACCAGUAUCGUAGAGACAUGGCCGACCUUAGCUACAGGCUACAGAGCCGAAUGAACGAAGAUUCAGGGUCGGAUUAUGAUGCUGACUAUGGGAGUCGUCAAAGCCGGAGACAACCCGCUACAUCUUUAACGAAGAAACGAUCAGGUUCUAAAAAACGCACCCAAGAUGAUGGAGGUGUCUUCAUACGAAGAAACGUUACGAAGGAAAAACGUGGAAGUAGAUACCAUAAAGUUGUCUGAAGUGAAUACUGACCAUAGCUACGCAUUUCAGAUUUAUAAACAAAAAUUAGUUUGUGUUCACAUUCAGGAAAUCAACAUAAUGUAAUACAGUAGAUACUUUACAGUCAGAUGUUAUUUUGGUUUAUCAGCUCAAAUUUUCAAAUAAAAAUGGUUUUGGGAGUGAUAAUGGAAAUAAAAGUAAUGAAAGAGUGGACUAUAAAUAAACUUCUCGUAGUGACAAUAAUAUAGAUGUGUAUGUUUUGUGAUGAAUCAACUCAUCUGUACUUAAACGGUAUAUAAAAUGUAAUUCUUAACCUUGACCAUGCUAUUUUGUAGAAUGAACUUGGCCUGCAAGUAAAUUAGAAAAGUCCAAUGGCAGGAAAUUUAUUGCAUGGUCUGACUUUGUAUGGGUAGCAAAGGGAAGUCAUUUUCACUGCUUUUUUUAGCACUGACCAUGCUAAAUCUCUAGAAUGGACUUUUCCAUCUUUUACUCUGGACAAAACCAUUUAUCAUUUUUAAGGGAAUUUUUCAAAAUACUUAGUGACAGAAUAGCAAACAGUGCAGACCAUGAUCAGAUAAUUUUCAGAUAACAUAUGUUUAUGUCAAUUUUUGUUCCUUUAAUAUGGAAUUUGGAAUUAAUGUCAGCAAAUUUAUACCAUGCAAUAUGGAGGCAUGUUUUGAAGGCCAUUAACAUUCAAUGUUUGUACUAUCAUAUCAAUAUUUGUGAUAAAAUAUGUAUUGUUCCCUAGCUGUUUAUUAAUUGACUAUGCUUUUAAAAACACAGAAUCUGUUGCCUUUCACAAUUGCAUGAUUUGAU
Molecule: messenger RNA, 2791 nt
Organism: Ruditapes philippinarum (Manila clam)
Lineage: Eukaryota; Metazoa; Mollusca; Bivalvia; Venerida; Veneridae
Product: ankyrin repeat domain-containing protein 42-like
Exons: 15
Coding region: 112-1995 (627 amino acids)
Molecular function (GO): protein binding
Source: RefSeq, a predicted model, not a curated record